UCACACAUACAGAGUCAGUCAGAAGUUCAAUGUUGUCCCUUAUUAGGGAAGCGGUCCUCAUACACUACCCCCUUUCACAGUUGUACCACCUCUCUCUGGUCCCUGGUCCUCCACCCUCAGUAGAAGCUGCUGUAUUUCCUGUAGCUCUUUGUCUAAGGGAAGUGCUAAAAUAAGCACUGGAGUGCCUGGAUACAAGCACAUCUCUUUCCCACCACUUUUUUGCGCUACUCUGAAGCAACCGGCUUUCCUGGUUGUUUUUGGCUGUUAGAGAAGAACUGUGCCAUGGAUAUAAAGAUUUCAUACUUCCUCUUUUCCUGUGUUCUCCUAUGGACAGGUAGUGAUGGGAAUUCUAAUGGAACUACUAGUCCUUCACCACCCAGCAACUUCACUACAGCUGCUAAUAUUAGUGAUCCUUUACCAAAUGCUUCGAGUACCAGUUCACCUAUAUUAAGUUCUUCAACUACAGGAAAUAUUAUGGAAGAUGGGGCUAUAGCACCUACGACUGAACCUACAUCCUUUGUCAAAGUCACAUCAAGCUUAAAACCAGACAAUCAGACUGGGAAUUCCUCAACUGAAAAGGAAAAUACUAAUUCUACCACCACCAAUCAGACAAGUCUGUCAAAAGAUUCAUCUACCAGACGUCCUGGUUCAGUAACAACACAAAAACCCAAAUCAACAUCAACAUUACAUAAUCAGGGGUCCAGUGGAAAAAGCAAUGAUGAUCAAAAACCUACAGAAAAUUCAGAAAAGAAAUACCUAUGGAUUUUGUUGCCUGUCCUAUGUGUUCUGCUGGCAGCAGCGAUAUAUUUGAAAUCCAGGUGCAAAAAAGUCCAGCAUCGACCAGAGAUGACUGACAAUGGAACAGAAAACGCUUCUUUCCAGAGGACAGACAGUAACAAAGAUGGUGUUAUGCUGUUAGGAGUGAGUAAGACAUCAGGUGGCGAGGACAACGCUUCAGCAAUAUGAGUAGCAAAGAAGACUGCAAACAAAUCUGAAGCUGCUUAUUGUUAGCCAUGGAUUUACAAACACUGUUACUCCUCUUAGAAAUCAACAACCAAUGAGGACAGAGGAAGUGAUGAAGACCUGGUGAUGCAUUUAUACAGCGAGUAUUUCUGUUUGAAGGAAACAAAUGUUCAGAUACACUAACAGACUUUUAGAAUGUAAUCUUCACUGUUGUUUAUCCUAGCAUCAAUUUAAGUGAAAGUAGUGUGGAAAGGCUUUGGUGAAUUUAAAGUGUGAAACUGCUUGUAGAACAGCGUUUCAACUUGUGACAUACUUGUGCAUAAUGUCUAUUUGUUGGCUGUAUUUCCUAGUUUGUCAUGAUGACUGCCCUUAUUUUAAUCAUUCACAUCAACAAUUGCUCGCUAUGUUUUUAGAUGCUUUUCUUUACAGCAAAAAGCGUUUUUUAUUUUUAUACUAUUUUGCUUAUACUAUAUUUUAUACUUUUGUUCUUUUUUUAAUGUUCAGCCAGUCGUUAGAUUGACGGUGCAUAAGAUGCUAUUAAGUAUAUGCUGUAUUAACCAUUACUGUACAUGAUUUCAUGGUUUCAUGAAGUUGACAGGCUGAAUUGUUAAGAGAAUAAACUAUUUGUCUUUAUUUGUUUUGUACCUGUUAUAGAUAUAGUUUUGAUCUUAAAAGUCAUUUUUUGAGAUUCAUCUGUAUUAUCUGUCUAUGUGUGUGUUUAAGUGACAGCUUGAAAUUUUUCCUUAUUCGUGUGUUUUUUAAGAGUCGUUAAAAGGAUAGUUCACCAAAUAAAAUAAAACUUUUGUCAAUA
Messenger RNA from Misgurnus anguillicaudatus (oriental weatherfish), 1774 nucleotides. RefSeq lists its product as uncharacterized. Lineage: Eukaryota; Metazoa; Chordata; Actinopteri; Cypriniformes; Cobitidae. The record is from RefSeq and is a predicted model, not a curated record.